Heterobilharzia americana is the source of this 1186-nucleotide messenger RNA. NCBI's taxonomy places the organism in Eukaryota, Metazoa, Platyhelminthes, Trematoda, Strigeidida, Schistosomatidae. The record is from the annotation of a GenBank genome assembly.
AUGAGUAAAAUUCGGACAACUCUGAGUGUCUUAAGUCUUGGAUUUGGAGUGUUUACUGCGGAAGCUUUAUAUUCUGGGAAUGAACGGUUCUAUAGGGAUUGGGUUAUGCCUGUUGCACGAUUAGUGGUCUCCGAUGGUGAAACUGCUCACAAAUUGUCAGUUUACGCAGCAAGUCAUGGUUUUAUACCUCAUAAACCUCGAAAUGCUUUUCCAAACCUGAAGUGUAAAGUUUUCGGACUUGAGUUUGACCACCCGGUUGGACUAGCUGCAGGCUUUGACAAAAAUGGAGAAGCGUUUAUGGGACUUUUGGACGCAGGAUUUUCUUACGUUGAAGUUGGAACUGUCACACCAAAUCCUCAACCUGGAAAUCAACGACCUCGGAUAUUCAGAUGGACUGAUCGUGAAGCUGUCAUAAAUCGAUGUGGUUUUAACAGUGAUGGGCAUGAUGCAGUGUAUAAAAGACUCAAAGAUCGCCCUUGGGAAGGUCGAGGUGUAGUUGGCGUCAAUUUAGGCUGUAAUAAAACAAGUGUAAAUCCAAUAUUUGAUUAUGUAGCAGGUGUUCAAAAAUUUGGAGAAAUUGCUGAUUAUUUAGUAAUCAAUAUAUCCAGUCCAAAUACUCCAGGAUUACGUUCAUUACAAACUAAAGCAAAAUUACAUGAUCUUUUAUCAAAAGUUUUAGCAGCUCGAAAUGAGUUAAAGAAGCGAACACCUAUUCUACUGAAAAUUUCUCCAGAUGAAGAUGAUCAAAAUUUAAGGGAUAUAGUAGAAAUUGCUCUGGAUUCGAAAACUCGAAUCGAUGGGAUGAUUAUCUCGAACACAACACUAGCAACCCAUGAACAGGCUAUGGCUUGUGGUGCUGCUUUCAUAUCGGGGGACAGUAAACAAUCUGUUGUAUAUGGGGGUUUGAGUGGUCGACCACUGUUGCAAAAAUCAACCGAAUGUUUACAAAAAAUCUCUGCUAUCACUAAAGGUGCUAUCCCAUUGAUCGGUGUUGGUGGUAUAAGCAGCGGAGAAGAUGCAUUGGCCAAGUUGAAUGCUGGUGCCACCUUAGUACAAUUGUAUACAAGUUUAGUUUAUCAAGGACCACCAGUCGCUCAUAGGGUAGCCAGAGAAAUAGAUGAGUUAAGGGCAACAACCACAACUAAGAUACCUGUAAAUGUGUAACCUGAAAUUGCUAUCUAUAAAC